GUUCACAGAAGAAGCGAGUUAAAGAGCUCCAACCACAACCAAUGCUUGUUUCUCUUCAUCCUGCUGUUGAGGAAAAGCUGGGAAGUAUUCCGGCCAUGGUUAGGAGUGUUUGGAGUGAUGAUAAAUAUCUGCAGCUUAAGGCAACCACUCAAUUCAGGAAAUUGCUUUCAAUUGAACCAAGACAACCUAUUGACAAAGUGAUACAAGCUGGAGUUGUUCCUCGCUUUGUUGAGUUCCUUGAGAGGCCAGAUUUCCCACAGCUUCAGUUUGAGGCAGCCUGGGCUCUCACAAUUAUAGCUUCCGGGACAUCUGAGAACACGAAGGUGGUAAUUGAUCAUGGAGCUGUUCCAAUAUUUGUCAAGUUACUUGGUUCCCAAAGUGAUGAUGUUAGCGAACAAUCUAUGCGGGCUUUGGGAAAUGUUGCUGGUGAUUCUCCUACAUCUCGUGAUGCUGUCCUUGGACAUGGUGCUUUGCUGCCUUUGUUGGCUCAUUUGAAUGAGCUUGCUAAACAUUCUGUGUUCAGAGUUGCCGCAUGGACUCUGUCAAUGUUUUUACGGGGCAAGCCCCGACCUAGCUUUCAUCAGGUUAAGACUGCACUUCCAACAUUGGCACGUCUUAUUCAUUCAAAUGAUGAACAAGUCUUAUGUGAUGCAUGUUGGGCACUCUCGUAUCUUUCUGAUGGCACAAAUGAUGAGAUCCAAGUUGUCAUUGAAGCGGGCGUAUGCAGGCGUCUAGUGGAACUUUUGCUGCACCCAUCUCCUUCGGUGCUAGAACCUGCUCUUUGCAUAGUUGGGAAUAUUGCCUCUAGAGCUGAUGUGCAAACCCAGUGCAUUAUCGGUCAUCAGGCAUUGUCAUGCCUUUUUAAACUUUUGACAAAUAAUUAUGAAAAGAGCAUCAAGCAGGAAGCUUGUCGAACAAUCUCAAAAAUCACAGCCGGAAAUAAGGAGCAAAUACAGGCUGUGAUUGAAGCUGAUAUUAUUGCUCCUAUGGUUCAUUUGCUUCAAAAUGCUGAAUUCGAUAUUAAGGGAGAAGCUGCACGGGUCAUCUCAAAUGUUGCGUCUGGUGGGACUCAUGAUCAGAUCAGGUUCCUUGUAAGUCAAGGUUGCAUCAAGCCAACGUGUGAUCUUCUUUUCUGCCGCCAUCUGAGUGUAAUUAAAGCUUGCUUGAAUGUGCUUGAAAACAUUCUCAAGGUAGGAGAAGAAGAUAAAACUAUGGGCACGAGUGGAGGAGUGAAUCUCUAUGCACAAAUGAUUAGAGAUGCAAGGGGUCUAGAAAAGAUUGAAGAUUUAUGGAGUUUUUACAGAUGGAGAUAUGAAUAUCAUAAGAGUGAAUUCUCUCCAGACACCAUUGAGAUUUAUAGAAUGGCUGUGGAAGUUAGGAAGAUAUUGAUCGGAGUAAGAUGAUGCCACUCAAUCAAAGUUUAAUUCUCGAGGGAUUAGUCCCUUUUCU
Messenger RNA from Hibiscus syriacus, 1449 nucleotides. Its product is annotated as importin subunit alpha-1a-like. The transcript has 10 exons. Gene Ontology annotation, molecular function: nuclear import signal receptor activity; protein binding. NCBI's taxonomy places the organism in Eukaryota, Viridiplantae, Streptophyta, Magnoliopsida, Malvales, Malvaceae. The record is from RefSeq and is a predicted model, not a curated record. Gene Ontology annotation, biological process: NLS-bearing protein import into nucleus. Gene Ontology annotation, cellular component: nucleus; cytoplasm. Bases 42 to 1403 code for a protein of 453 amino acids.